AUUAGGAUAAAAAAAUUCAUACAUAUCAUCGGCCAUGAUCAUGGAAGCCAUAACUAUGUUUGGCCCAAAUUAUAAAACUCAAGUCUCUCUUCCCUUACGUAACACCUUCUUUCCGCAAAUUCAACAAUUCCACUUUCCGCUGACAUCAUUAUCUGGCAAGGCUCUGACCACUAUAAGGGCUUGUGGUGACCGGGAAAUUAGUUCACGCACGUUUAAGAAGCUGCCACCUUCUGAAUGGGGUCAUCACUUCCUCACUGUUCCCGUUGACUUGUUGGAAAUGAAUGCGUUGGCGAGAGAGAUCGAUGAACUAAAGAUAAAAGUGAAAGAAAUGCUCAUCAAGCCUGCCCUAGGUAUCAAAGAGACUAAGAAGAGAAUCAUGUUUGUCUAUUUGCUAGUGAGCCUUGGUCUCGCCGGUCAUUUUGUGGAUGAGAUUAAUGAGAAUCUAAAGCAAGGUUUCGAAGCGAGAGAGGAAAUGAUGGCCGGUGAAGAUGAUUUGUACACAGUUUCCACCAUCUUUUGGAUUUUCAGGACAUACGGUUACGAUAUGUCCUCUGAUGUGUUCAAGAGAUUUCAACGGGAAGAUGGCACGUUCAAGGAAUGUCUUGUCGCGGAUGCCAAAGGAAUGUUAAGCUUAUACGAAGCCGCGCAUUUGGAGACACAAACAGAGAAGAUCUUGGAUGAAGCAUUGAGAUUCACACCUGGCCAGUUGGAGUUGUUAGCUGAAGGAGGGAAUCUCCCACCUCAUAUCUCGAGGCUUAUAAAAAAUUCUCUUUUCAUUCCUCAGCGUUAUAAUAACGAAAUGAUAUUCGCAAAGGGAUACAUUUCAUUUUACGAGCAAGAAGAAGAUCAUGACAAGAUGUUACUCCGGUUUUCGAAGCUAAACUUCAGAUUCUUACAGCUGCAUUGGAUUCAAGAGCUGGAAACUCUUACCAAGUGGUCGAAGGAGCAAGACCUAGUAGCUAAGCUCCCACCUUACUUCAGAGAUAGAAUGGUAGAAUGUUAUUUUUUCGCAUUUGGGGUCCAGCCACAGUUUUCACGUGAUAGAGUUUUAGCGGCUAAGUUUUUCAUGCUCUACACCAUUGUUGAUGAUACAUGCGAUAGAUUUGCCUUGUUCCCUGAAACCAAAAUUCUUGUCGAGUGCAUGGAGAGAUUGGUUCCAGAUUCGGUGGACAGUCUACCAGAUUAUAUGAAACCCAUCUUCAGGUUUACACUCAAUGUUUUCGAAGAGUCUAAAAGCAUGACUAGGUCUGAAGAAGAAGAAUCCUAUUUUGUCCAAGGUGCACUAGAAGAGGAGUUUAAGAUUCUCAUGAGAUCUUAUAUUAAAUUUGGCGAAUGGGAAGGGACAAACACGGUGCCUACGUUUGACGAGUCCAUGGAGGUUAAAGACACUCAAAUCGUCAUUUUCGCAGCUUUACUACUAAGUUUUCUUGGUCUGGGACAUAAAGAUAUGGAACUGGCUUAUAACUGGUUAAAAUCCAGGCCAAAACUCGUUCGAGCUAUAGCUAGAAAUACCCGUCUGUUGAAUGACAUGACCGGCUUUGAGGAUGACAUGAAUAGAGGGGAUGAAGCCAAUGUCGUCAACUACUAUAUGAAGCAACACAGUGUUAGCAAAGAGGAAACAUUUAGGGAGUUAAAUAAAAUGGUUAGAGAUACUAAGAGGGUGGUAAAUGAAGAGUUCUUGAAGAUUGCGAAAACAAUGCCAAUUCAUAUCCUCCAUCGAGCCCUUAAUUGCGGAAAUAUGUCGAUUAUAACCUAUAGGGAUGGUGAUGGAUUCACCAAUCCAAUUGGAAGAUUCAAGGACCAUAUGACCUCCUUGUUCGUAGAUUUGAUGCCCCUUUGAAUAUCCAAUCAUAUUAGUUAUGCAAUCAGAUAUUAUCCAUUUGCAAUUUGAUCAAAAUUCUUGCAAGAAUAAAUCCAAUAAAUGUUAUUUUGGCUUCAA
Capsella rubella is the source of this 1939-nucleotide messenger RNA. RefSeq names its product terpenoid synthase 1. NCBI's taxonomy places the organism in Eukaryota, Viridiplantae, Streptophyta, Magnoliopsida, Brassicales, Brassicaceae. The record is from RefSeq and is a predicted model, not a curated record. Bases 35 to 1840 code for a protein of 601 amino acids. Gene Ontology annotation, biological process: diterpenoid biosynthetic process. The transcript has 7 exons. Gene Ontology annotation, molecular function: magnesium ion binding; terpene synthase activity.